Sphaeroforma arctica JP610 is the source of this 785-nucleotide messenger RNA. RefSeq lists its product as hypothetical. The transcript has a single exon. The record is from RefSeq and is a predicted model, not a curated record. The annotation marks the transcript as partial. Lineage: Eukaryota; Ichthyosporea; Ichthyophonida.
AAAACACGGGAAGGCAAUACACGCUUCCUCAUAGGCAACCGACCCUUCGCAACCAUCGAUGACGUCCUCGACCACUACCACCGACACCCACUCAGCGACGAUCUGUGCCUGCGAGAUCCUGUCACCACCCACAUGUCAGAACAAGCCGAGCGCUCGCCAGCCCGCAAACAGGGUGCGCCUAUCACCACCCACACAUCGCGCAUUCGUUGCUACGACUACCCGUCGGCUGCUAUGGCCCCACCCCCGGGGACGAACGAGCGCAGCGUGGGCGACGGCGGGAAUGCGGCUGGGAACUCCAGUGCAAACGGCCUGGACACGGAGAACGGGUCACAGGCGUCGAGAGUACGUGCGAUCAGUGAGAGCACUACGCUGGCGCAGCUGAUGCAGGAUGAUCAGCAACGGCAGUUAUUCCGCGAGUUUCUAGAGAUGGGCCAUGUGGAGGAAGGCCUCAUGUUCUUGGAUGCUGUGAAUGCGUACAAGGAGUAUGUCACAGCCAACGCCAGCCCAGACCGAGAUAUCACACAUAGCAACGUGGGCAAGGCACAUGCCAUGAGCAAGGACUUGUUCGUCAAAUACAUGACACCGGCCAGCAUGUACGAGGUGGACCUGCCCAUGAGCACUGUACGAGAGGUGCGGAAAAGCCUGGAGAAGCUUCACACCCUGGGGGAUCUGAGUGUGCAGUAUCGCAAGCUGCUGUGCCUAUUUGACACUGCGUACGAGGCUGUUCUGACGAAUAUGCGUGUGGAGCAUUUCCCCAAGUUCAAAGAGUGGCGAGCGACCUUGGA